Messenger RNA from Styela clava, 2802 nucleotides. RefSeq lists its product as uncharacterized. The record is from RefSeq and is a predicted model, not a curated record. Lineage: Eukaryota; Metazoa; Chordata; Ascidiacea; Stolidobranchia; Styelidae. Gene Ontology annotation, biological process: L-homoserine metabolic process. Gene Ontology annotation, molecular function: homoserine O-acetyltransferase activity; L-serine O-acetyltransferase activity. Gene Ontology annotation, cellular component: mitochondrion.
AAUUUUAUCAAGCAGUACCUACUGAUCAAUCAAUGUUACUGUAUUAUCUAGAAUUUUGUUUAUUGAAGUCAUGAAUCCCACAAGAAAAUUUUGUACCAGUUUUGCUCAAGGAUGCAAUCGAACCAGACGAGCCCAGAGUAUAUUGAAGCAAUCUUUGUGUCGAACAAUCACAACAAGUCCUUAUUAUAAACAACAAAUGAAACAGAGUGAAACACAACUUGAAGCUGAACUUCAAUUUAAAGGAAGCAAUUUUGAUUUUCCAUGUCUAAAUAAAAGGUUUGAAGAAGGCCCUGAACCAUCAUAUCAAAAAGUUGUUGACGGGUAUAAACUAUUUCAUCAUGAUGAACCUUUCCAUUUUCUAUACAAUGAUUGCGUAAUACCAGAAUUGAAAAUUGCAUAUGAAACAUGGGGAAAACUAAAUGAAGAUCGUGACAAUGCAGUAUUGAUAUUUACUGGCUUAUCUGCGAGCUCCCAUGCAAAAAGUCAUGAGGAAAAUCCGUCGUCAGGAUGGUGGGAGAAAUUUAUUGGGCCCGGCCUCGCUUUGGACACUAACAAAUUUUUUGUUAUUUGUACAAAUCAGUUAGGCGGAUGCUAUGGAACAACAGGACCAUCUUCUAUAAAUCCAGCUACAGAUAAACGAUACGGAUCAAAUUUUCCAAUGAUCAGUGUUAAAGAUAUGGUAGAAUCAAAUAUCCUACUUCUUGAUGCUUUUGGAAUUACUAAGUUACAUGCUGCAGUUGGAUCAUCACUUGGUGGAAUGUGUUCAUUGGCAUAUGCAGCUUUAUUUCCAGAUAGAUUGAAACGGAUGGUUAGUAUUUCUGCUUGUGCCCAGUCUCGACCUACUUCAAUAGCUUUGAGGUAUCUUCAACGUCGUUGUAUCAUGGAAGAUAAAAACUGGAAUGAAGGACAUUAUUAUGAUGGUGAAUAUCCUUUACAUGGCAUGAAACUGGCAAGGGAAAUAGCAACAUUAACAUACCGCAGUGGUCCUGAAUGGGAGCAAAGGUUUGGGCGUGCAUUACUACCUAAUGCUGAGGUAUCAUUAUGUCCGACAUUCGAAAUAGAACAAUAUGUUGAGUAUCAAGGACUUGCAUUCAGCACAAAGUUUGAUCCUAAUUCAUUGCUAUAUAUUUCAAAAGCAAUGGAUCUUUUCGACCUGAAUGAUUAUUUUCCACAAGAUAGUCCAGGAUUAUCACAUGUUUGUUGUCCAUCAUUGGUUAUGGGGGCCUCAACAGAUUUAUUAUUCCCAGUAUGGCAGCAACGAGAGUUGGCAAACAAACUUACUGAAGCAGGGAAUAAUGCAGUCACAUAUUAUGAAUUAAACUCCAUCUACGGUCAUGAUACAUUCUUACUUGACGUUAACUCUGUUGGGACGGCCGUAAAAGGCUUCCUUGAAACUGAUAUGAAGCCUCCAAGUCAAAUUUGAUGUCAUCAAGAGAAAACUUUAUGGAACAUUCUAUCCUUAAUAUUGCUCUAGGCAAUUAUCCAGAGUACAUUACUAAGCUAUAUUAGUUACAGUGGAGAGCCAUAGCAGGAGCGCCGUCCCGAUUGUUUUUAAAAUAUUUUAUCGCUUUUGCAUUUCUGUUGUUGAAAUAAAAUUAGGUCAUGGGAAAUUCAGUUUCUCUGGUAAACUUAGUUAUUAACUGUACUUAUUUUACAUUGCAACAUACAAACAUUUAGUGGACUCCACCUCCUGGAAAAAUCUUAUUCUCAUGAAUAUUAUUAAGAACAUUGCAGGUUAUUUUUGACUUAAUAAUAACAUUUGUAUCGAAUUGCUUUAAAUAUACUUGAGAUUUUGCACAUAUAUAUUUCAGGUAAUUUUUCAUAUUUUAAUUUGUCUUGACCAAAAUGUCUGUGAACGUCUGAAGACGUGUUAAUAUUAAAAUUUUGAUUUUGGUUAUGGUCGUACAGCAGGUUAUCUGUGAUUUUUUUUUAAAUACUGUCAAUUUUGGAAAUUAUCAAGUCCAGAGGUGAUGUGAGUGAGUUAUCUUAUCUUUACACUUUUUCAAAUAUUGUAAAUUAUCAAGUCCAGAGGUGAUGUGAUGAGUCACUGAUGAAGGCAUCAAAGCUUCAAUUUUACUUUUUUGUUUUAUUAAAAGUAUACUGGUAUUAUUUAUAACCAGGCUAUUUAAACAUAUGUCUUACUUUUCAUCAUCAAUAUCAUUAGAACAAUGUAUGAACAUAUUAUAAGUCACUAUGUAUCUUUAAUGAAGUAUUUGGAAUAGGUGUGCUAUGGUGUCUAGAGCGAGACUUGUAUUUGUUAUUAUAAACAGGUUUACCAAAUAUAUGAAACAAAAACCAGACAGUGUUGAUUAGACAAACCUUGCUUUUUCUGGAAUUUCUUGUCAAAAUCAUAACUGUUCCGACUUAACUGGGGCAUAUGGUAAGCCUGGUUAUAAAGAAGUGUAUUUUCUGAUCUUUAUCAAUCGUGAAUGCAUUAGGAAAUCGCUGGGUGUUCUAUUUGCCAAAUAUUUUUCCCUCGCUACCUGAGGUAUGUUUCUAUUUUUUUGCACACUUAAUACUUCCAUCACUACAAAAAUUUGCUUUGUUAUUGCACACGCUCUGUUUAGGUGUAAUUGUUGAUAUUAAAGUUAUGCUUUACCAGGCUGGAGAUACACUAGAAUUGGUCCUUUUUGUCAGUUUAUCAUUGUGGUAAUGCAGUUUCCAUUUUUAUGUAAUAAUAAUAAUAUAUACUAUAAAAGAAUGUGCGAUUUACCUAUAUCAUGUUUUCUGUGAUUUUAGCAGAAUUCUACCUCUGGUUUAUUGUUGUAUUUCGGAAUAUAAAAUCCAAGCUGAAGUUGAAAA